CACUUUCACACUUUGUAUUUUAAAGAGUAAAUAAACAGCAACAAAUGUUUGUUGUGUGCUUUUUAAUCUAUUCAAUCUUUGAUAGUAAGUAUGCAUCUUUUUUUCAAACUUAUAAGUAUCCUACACUUAUGAAAAAUAUUGUCUUUCUCCAAAUGUUUGGAUGUUUGAUAUUAGUUUUGACAAUAGGUUUGGAGGUGAUACCCCAUCAAUGCCCCAGCUGCAACGGACGCAAGCACACCUCACAAUUUCCCCAGAAAUCAUAAAAAUCAUGGCUUUAAAGUUUUCUUAUCAGAAUUCAGUCAUGAAGCCUAAAUGUUCUUAGUUUCAUUUGGACACAUUUGACAUAAUGAAUAAUUGUAACUGUAAAAUCCCGACUUUUCACAUUUCAAGUAUUCUAAACUUUCAAGUUAUUGUCUGAAGUUGGGAGAGGGUAGGCAGGUUCAUUUAGGGCCAAACGAUAUCCAAUGAAAAGGCAGUUUCCCUGACGACGCUGCCAAAUGCUACCGUUCGACACGCCCCCAGCAUGGAUACAGUCGGCAAGAACUGGUCCUCAGUAGACGGUGACUAUGCUGGCGAGAAUAUAGCAGCCGCAAUGGGAGUUACAUGCAAGUUUUCCGGUUUAUUAUUAGCUGCAGAAUUUCGUUAAAUAGAGAUCCUCUUGUUUUGUUUGUAUACAUUUUUGUUUUUAACGUUUCCCAGUGAAAUGUUGAUAUUGUUAGAAAGCCGGUAAGAUCCCAUAGUCCUCUUAUGAGAGCAACCGAAUCAGCAUCACACAAAGGGAACCACGGAACAAGUUCUUAUAACAGGCCGACACAUUUUCUUUUUGAAUGUCUUAAAAGAAUAGGGACUGUUUCUAUUACGGAAUGGAUCACUUUGCAGCGGAGUGCCUUGUUUCCAUGUCCAGUCGUGCAAUUGUCCACGGCCCUAAAGGGGAUAGAGAGAUAAAACCAGAAACUGCGACUGCUCCCAGGAACGGAGAGGAGAUUAAAGAACCUUUGGUAAAAGACAAUUCCUCUCUCUUUGUGGUGGCUAGGAUUUUGGCGGAUUUCAACCAGCAAACCCCCAACAAUUUUGCCUAUCAGGCAAAAAUAAAGGAGGAAAGCCUAGCGCCACCGAAUAUAACGAAAGAUGAUGGAAACUCUGCCACACCUACCACCAUCUCCGACCCUAUGCUCAAACAAAGAGGCAAACGAUUGAGAGGUCGAAUUGAGCACGAAUCACCCCAGAAAAAGCACAAAUGCCACUAUUCAGGGUGUGAAAAAGUUUAUGGGAAAUCAUCCCACCUCAAAGCUCACCUAAGGACACAUACAGGUGAGCGUCCUUUCCCCUGCACCUGGCCAGACUGCAGCAAGAAGUUUGCCCGUUCGGAUGAACUGGCACGCCACUACCGCACGCAUACGGGGGAAAAGAAAUUUGGCUGCCCACUCUGCGACAAGCGCUUCAUGCGCAGUGACCAUUUGAUGAAACAUGCUCGCCGUCACACGAAUUUCCAGCCUGGCAUGCUGAAAAGGUCUCAUGGAGGGGCUGGUAGCAGCGCCAUGCGUCCUGGAUCGCUUAGCGACUACAGCCGCUCCAAUGCCUCCAGCCCCACCCUCAGUCCCACCCUCAGCCCAGCCAACUCGCCUUAAACCCAGACGCACUUUCCGCCUCCUGCUCCCGAGACCUUCUUCUCCUCAUAGCACCCGUGUUGCACAGUCGUUAACAAUGCCCCUUUGCUAAUCCCGCUCUUGCUGUGGUGUACCAAAAUGUACAUAGCUGCUUGUUGUAGUGCAAUUCCUUGUUUUAUCCUAAGGUAAUGCCUUUCCCAGAUGGCAAUAUUCACAUCCUGUACAAUAUGUCUGUAUUUUUCUAGCUACUGUCCAUGGCAAGUUGUCCCUUGUGUUGUAUUUCUCUUUUUCAUCUAAGGUUUAGAAGAACAGAAAUGUAAAAAACAGACUGACAAGUCGAUUGAAUCAUUUUAGAAGAAACGGGUGAUGGGAAGAGGUAUACACAUACACCUCAGGACUCAAGAUAGUUGCUUUUUCUAAGUACUCACCUUGACUGCACAAUACAAGCAUCACUUUACUCUGAAAUUCAACAGAGGUUGAAUUUUGCGCCCUGCUCAGGGAUGGCCUCGUUAGCUUGCAAGAAUGAACACGAUGAAGAGAAACAUACAUUAAGCAGCCUUACACUCAACAAGAUUUGCACUCUUUCCUUUAGUUAUUCACCUUUAGGAGAACUAGGUUCAGUCUCAAAGUCAUUAUAACUGUGUGUUUCUUGCCUUUCUGUAGAAAGAUAUAGUUAAAAUGGUGAGGAUGGAACUCAGAUGAAAUUGUGUUGUGAGAAUGGAAAAGACGUGUGCUUAAUAUCUCCUGCAAACAAGAAUAUCCCCUGGUUCUUUAGCUCUGUGUUCUGCCUUUUGAACUGAUUUGAUUUCUAAAGGUUCAAAUCAAAUGGACAAAUGUCAUGCAUAAUUGAUGUCAACCAGCAAUGAGAAGAUAACAGUGAGUGCUGGAACACUCACAUUCAAAAAUACAUCUACGCCUCCCUCCUACACACACACACACAAAUGAGAAAAUCUAGUUUCAAAGCAACUGUUUCUUUAAAAAGCACUGUGCAGUGAUCAACACUAAUAUUUCACGCAAUAAUACAGAGAAAGGGACUCAUACUGCACAUGAAAGGAAUUGCAGCCCUUACACAAGCGCAUGGAGAAAUCACUAGAGACAGGAGUGAAAGAGGGUUAUAUUCUCAGCCAGUCUUUACUAGGCCUAAGCGUGGCUGUUGGCAAUCUCUCAGGUAGAACCAGACACCCUGCCCACUUCCCCUCUUACCACUGCCUGGUGUUUGCCCCUCCACAGAGGAAACGUCUGCAUCCCACAAGCAGCUAUUCAUAGCCCACAGGAGAAGUGGCAAAAUGCCAUUCCUUUGGAGUCCUCCUUGCCUGGCUGGCUCUACCUGCCUAUCAGUUGAGGCAGAGAAAGUGAGAACAGCGCAGAGCCCACAGCACUCAAACCACAAGGAGGCCCCUAACCUGACCACCAGCGGAUAAAUGUAGGCCAGGAUGUUACAGAGCAUGCCGGGUCAGGUCAAAGCAGGGAUGGGUUUUGGCCAGUGAGGAACACCAGAUCAGUAUUACAAAACGGCAGCUGUAAGAGGCAAAAGGCUGGCCAGGUUCAGAGGUCCCCUGAUAAAGAGAGAAGGUUUGUCACAGGCUUAUCAGUCCAACAGAUGAGACAGUCAGAAUGCCCAUCUCCUGUAGAAGGAGAAAAAGAGCUGAGAAAAUAAUAUGACCUAAACAUUAUCCAGCUUUAUCCUGAGCAUAGAGUACUUCCCAAAACACUGUGAGGAGACAUAUUUGAAGUGCACACAGACCAAAUACAACGCUUCUGUAACUGUAGAGCUUUGAAACAGUUGCUUUCAAACUUUACUCUGAACCAGUGCAACCAAAAUGACAGCAUAGCAGACAUGAUUAAGUGCUCUGAUGUUCCUUGAGAAAGCUGACUUGUGUUCACAGGCACAGACAUGCAUCCCUAAUUCAGGAUAAAGGCACUGUUGAUCUUCCUGAAAAAGGUUAACAAUGUCCAAACUCUGUCAGUCCAUGUACUACACAUGUUCUUUUGAUGCUGAAUCACCAGGGUAUAGAAUGAUCUCAUCCUACUCCCUUUAACGUGCCUAGAAUUCUACUCAUCUCUCAUGUGACCAUUCAAAAUGCAGUACCCUUGUCCUAUAUCCCCCAUCCCUUUGUCAUAUAUGCUCCCUAAGCCCUUAUUUUCUCUGCAAAUUAGACCUAGCAGACUGGUAGCCAGACUGGUAUAUGGGUAUAACGUUUUUCAGCCAAAGAAGCAAGUGUAGGACUCUGAACAGCAGCCCUUGUCCCUGGGUGUCCCUAUUCUGUCACUCCAGUCUCUGAAGAAAGGCACACAUAAUAUCCCGUUCUAUAUCAUCCUUCAGAAAGAAAACAUCCCUUAUUUAGAUCAAAUUAAUGGGUAUGUUCAAUGGGCCACUCACUUGAAGAUUAAUCUAAAUAGUUUCCAAGCUGCAAGAUGACACUUUGAAUGCCAUUGUUCUACUGCAAGCUCCCAUUGAAAUACUAUGUGAGCAGGCAUGUCUCAUUCUAGUUAUCUGUCUCAGUUCCAAAUCCAUUGUGCAAGUUUCUGCAUAUUUUUCCCAUCACACAAUUUUUUUUUACCUGCUAUUUAAUUACCUUGGUUUGUAGCACAAUUAUUUCAAUAUAUUGAAUUCCUGUGAUGCAUUUUAAAGUGAACAUUUUACUGUUGUCUAGAAGGUCUUAAAUUAUAAUGUACAGCACAUACAGAGAAAGAAACAAAUCCUAUUGUUAUGAGACUGUCACUUCCUUGUCGAACAGGGUACAUGAAUCAUUUCUUAAUCCUAAUCUGCACAUUUACCUCAGGGUCAAAGUCAGCAGGGCAAAUUUGGACUGUUUGCCUAUUUUAAACAGUUAUUAAUCAGUGCACGGAUACAGCAUCUAUCAGCCUUUCUGGUGCUCUUGAGUGUUUAAUCAUCACUGCUGGUCAGUGGUUAACAAACACUGGUGACACAAAGACCUCAGAGCAGACCAAGCCCUUUCCUGUUUGCUUGUACCUUCGGUACCUACAAAACCCAGUCUGUCUAAAAGACACUGGUGCAAUGGAGAUGUUCCCUGUGGAACGCCCCUUUGAAAUACCUUCCGUCCUAUAGUGUCAAUGGAUUUAUACAGAGCUCCUAUUAUACUGAGAUCAAAUACAAGAUGGUGGUAAAUCCCGUCUGUCCAUCUUUGCGCAUUAUCAUUGACAUGCACAGGCAACUGUAGAUUUAUGGACGUUGUGUUUUAGACAAGUUUCUUUUGUUUUCACUGUACUAAAACUACUUGAAAUGAAAUAUGAGAGGCCAUCGAACACAUACAUGUCCAGUUUUACUGUACUUGCUUUGUCAACAGAACAACAUUCAUAUUCAUUCUACAGAAUUAGGUUUAUAGACCACGGGUGUAGCCAGAAAUAUAUUUUUGGGUAGGCCUAGAACAAAACGGAUAGGCAUCUUUUCAUUUUUUUUUUUUUUACUUAUUUACUUUGCGAUGUGCACCCGGUGCAUAAUUCUUCGGAGAUAUUUUCGUUUCGUUUCUGUAUUUUGUUGUAUUUUCCUUUUUUUUGUUCAAGUUUCAUUUAAAUAUUAUUUUAACCAUUGAUUUGAGAGUGUCACGGCAUUAUGUUAUUGUAGCUCUUUUGCUAUGCUGUCAGUUUUUUUCCUUACUUUUCAUACAAGGCACCCUUUUUUCAAAUACACUGAAUGCUCCAUGAUGGUAUCUGGACGAAGUGUUUUACUUGUCCUAGGAUAUAUAGAAAAGAGGAGUAAGGGGAGGGGUUGGCAAAGCAGGGCCUGAAGAUAAAAAAGGGAAAUCUUUCGACCUCUAAAUCAUCUUAGAGAAGUGUGGAAGUAAUGUUCUCAUAUUUACUGUACUUAAAAGUGUUUCAUAACCAUCGAGACCACAACAUUGUGAGUUAGUCAUGUAGUUGUUUGUCAUUUUAAUUUCAAUAUCUGUGAUGCUUGAUGUUUUAUUUAGUUUAUCCAAAAUGCAUACCUGUCUUUAAAAGAUGAGUUACUCUAGCCUAAGAAGUAAUUUGACUACAUAUCUUUUUCAUUCAUCCAAUGAAUUGGCUAAUGUUAACUCCUUUAACUUAAUUGUUGGUUUAUUUGUCUUUGUAAACUAACGCUUCAUUUUAACUUAUCUACAACAGAGGAUUUGUGUAUUUUGUGGGGUAGCCUAUGUACAGAAUACAAUAUUUAAAAAAAAUCAUACAUCAGACAUAAACUCAAUCACCUGUUGGACGGUGUCAUGACUCAUGAUCGGUGCUUGAUCACAAGUUAAACCAUGAUAGAUGCUACUGUAUGCCAAAUGCAUAGUGGUAAUUCCAUGAAAGUGCUAUACAACUUCAAGGAUGCAAAAUACAAACUAAAAUGACUUAGUGUACAGUUUUGUAAGUGUGAUGUUUUUAUGUUUGUACAGGAUUGGAUGAAACGAC
Molecule: messenger RNA, 5996 nt
Organism: Hypomesus transpacificus
Lineage: Eukaryota; Metazoa; Chordata; Actinopteri; Osmeriformes; Osmeridae
Gene: klf13
Product: Kruppel-like factor 13
Exons: 2
Coding region: 864-1628 (254 amino acids)
Biological process (GO): regulation of transcription by RNA polymerase II
Molecular function (GO): RNA polymerase II cis-regulatory region sequence-specific DNA binding; DNA-binding transcription factor activity, RNA polymerase II-specific
Source: RefSeq, a predicted model, not a curated record